Molecule: messenger RNA, 585 nt
Organism: Aspergillus luchuensis
Lineage: Eukaryota; Fungi; Ascomycota; Eurotiomycetes; Eurotiales; Aspergillaceae
Exons: 2
Coding region: 1-585 (194 amino acids)
Molecular function (GO): RNA nuclease activity; RNA binding
Source: RefSeq, a predicted model, not a curated record
AUGUACUUCAACUUCAAGCCCACCAUUCUAUUGGCCCUGGCCCUGACCGCGAUUGCCAGCCCAAUCGCUAACCCGACAGUCGAUGAGGCCAACACCUUGGUCGCCCGCGCCGCUAGGAAAGAUGUCGAUUGCAAUGGUAAAAGGUUUACCAAAGAAGACAUUCAUAAUGCCAUUGAACAAUCCAAAGUGGUUGAAAAGGGCAGGGAGACAAACGCCAGGGCCUAUGGCAAGUAUCCAGCGGUAUACGGCAAUGGCGAGGGCCAUUUUGGCUCCUCCAGCACCCUGUAUGAGUAUCCAUUGGUCUCAGGAACUUAUAGCGGAAAGAAGACUGCCGGAGAACCGGGUAGCUACCGCGUCAUCAUGAACGAAAAGUACGUCUACCAGGGAUCACUCUAUCACAUCGCUGGUGGCGGUUUCAAAAAGUGCACGAAUCUUGAGGACACCCCUACCACAACAACUACUACCACCACUACUACUGCCAAGGCUACCACCACUGCUACCACCAAGGCUAGUAGUGGCAACACGAGUCACAGGUCCGGAAACAAGUCUGGCAGCAAGCCAGGUAAGAAGACUGGUAGCCACUAA